AUGCACCCCUCCAUCUCCACACGCAUUGUCACCACCUCGUCUCUCUCCUUCCACAUACUCGAAGCCGGAUAUUCACCUGCUCGCGACCGUCCCCUGAUCCUCCUCCUUCAUGGAUUCCCGGAACUGGCCUAUUCCUGGCGCAAGGUGAUCCCUCCCCUGGCGCAAGCAGGCUACUACGUGGUGGCUCCCGAUCAGCGGGGUUUCGGUCGCACCACGGGCUGGGACACAAGGGGGUUCGACGAGGUGGAUCUGAACACGUUCUCGUUGACUUCGUUUGUACGGGACAUGGUGGUGCUGGUGCAUGCGUUGGGAUAUCGGUCGGUUCGGUGUCUGGUCGGACACGAUGCCGGCGCCGUGACAGCCGCGAUGUGUGUCUUGGUACGGCCCGAUCUCUUCCACAGUUUGGUGUUGCUCAGUCAUCCAUUUAACGGGACACCGUCGGUGCCGUUUAACACGGCCAAUGAUUCUGAUUCAACCUCGACGACUGGAGGAGGAGGGAUGGAGGUCGCUGCCGGGGAUGUCCAUGCGGAAUUGGCCUCGUUGGGCCGGAAACACUACAAAUGGUAUUAUUCCACGGCGCCGGCGAACCAGGAAAUGACGAAUCCUCCGAAUGGACUGCACAAGUUCCUGCGGGGUUAUUUCCAUCUCAAGAGCGGUUCGUGGUCCGGGAACAAGACGUAUCCGUUGGGGGGAUGGACGGCGUCCAACCUAGCCCAGUUGCCCUACUACUAUGUCAUGCCGCUGAAGGACACGAUGCCCCAGGCUGUGGCGCGUCUCAUGGCGGAGGAGUCGGAAGCCGGAGAACAUGCCUCGCAUGUCUGGUUGCCUGACGAGGAUCUAGCGGUCUAUGUGGCUGAGUACGCUCGUACGGGAUUCCAGGGUGGUUUGAACUGGUAUCGAGUGCGCACCGCGGCCGGAGGGAAGUAUACCAAGGACUACGAGAUGUUCGCGGGGAAGAAGAUCGAGGUGCCGUGUUCGUUCAUCUCCGGAAAAUCGGACUGGGGGAUCUAUCAGGAACCAGGGGCGUUGGAGAAGAUGGCGAAUGGCACCGUCUGCAGUGAUUUUCGGACCAUGAAAUUAGUUGAUGGCGUGGGUCAUUGGGCGCCCCUGGAGUGUCCGGACGAAGUGGUCUGGGUUGUUCUGGAGUUGGCAGGCAGUUUGCAGGAUUAA
Aspergillus tanneri is the source of this 1170-nucleotide messenger RNA. Its product is annotated as alpha/beta fold hydrolase. Bases 1 to 1170 code for a protein of 389 amino acids. NCBI's taxonomy places the organism in Eukaryota, Fungi, Ascomycota, Eurotiomycetes, Eurotiales, Aspergillaceae. The transcript has a single exon. The record is from RefSeq and is a predicted model, not a curated record. Gene Ontology annotation, molecular function: hydrolase activity.